AUGUCUCAACCUAAUCAUAAACCAGGAAGCAAACACAAGAGCCGAGGUCCGGAUUUUGUCUGCAAACCACGUUUUCGAAAUACUCUGCCUGAUGUCCCAUUUCCUGGAAAGUUCCUGCCAUGUCCAUUUGUCGAGUUAGAAAGGUUCAUUGACUACAAGCCAACAUCCUUAGAAAUGGAGUACAAAUUCGAAGUCCAGUGUGAGAUGGAUAUUGGGUUGAACUUGGACUUGAUUGAUCCCAACACCUACAAAGUCGACAAUACCGCAGAAAUUCAGCUGAAUGAGAAGGACGCCUUACUUUUAGAGGAUGAAGACUCAAAUGCGAAGCAAAUAAAGAGGUCAGCGCAGCAUUCCAAAGUGGUUCCUUGGAUGCGAAAAACUCAAUAUAUUUCAUCCGAAUUCAAUCGAUUCGGUGUGGCUGCUGACCGGCAAGAAAUCAAAGUGGGAUAUAACCUCACAAAAAACAAGGAGAACUUGAACAUAUUCCGCGAUCGGCAGAGCCAAAUCAAUUCGAUAACGAAGUCUUUCGAAGACUGCAAAGUACCGAUACGGAAGCAUUUCUCGAAGAAGGGAGUUACUGCCCUAGAAGAAAUACCUAUUUUGCCAGAUUUCACGCUCUGGAAAUAUCCAUUUGCGGUGGUACAGUUCGACGUAGAUCCUACGCCUACCUCAUUUGCACCUGAGCUCUGUGAUAGUAUGGUCACACAAAGUUACAUCAAGGGAAUGCAGGAUGAUGAUGGCGAACAAUUUGUGGCACAUUUCAUCCCAACAGUUGAAACUCUACAGAAGAAACUUAACGAUAGAGAAGAAGGUCGAAGUUUUGAGGAAGGAGCAGUAUAUGAACAUACGUUAAAUCGCGAGUAUACCUGGACCGUAAAGAAUAAGAAUACCAAAGGUUUCGAACGCGACAACUAUUUCGUAUAUUAUAAAGAUGGAUGUUUCCAUUAUAAUGAGCUAGAAACCAAAGUACGGCUGGCUCGAAGACGUCGUAAUGCACAAGAAAAGCCCAACACCCGUUUGAAUAUUACGUAUACGGCUCCAACCGAGAACGAAAUGCAGCAGAUGACCAACAGAAUGAACUCCUUGCUCAGGACUUAUGACUCAGAUGACGAAGGCGAUGGAGACAAAGGAUCGGUGAAGUCUGAUGGUGGCGUUGAAGAAUCGGAGAAGGACAAAGAAAAGAAGGAUGAAUCAGGCUCAGAUGGCUCGAAUAGUGAAAAGGAGAACAGUACGGAUAACGAGAGAGAUAAAGAAGAUGAUAGUGAUGAUGGCGAUAGUGACAGUGAUAAUAAGAAGAGCGCCAGUGAGAAGGACAGUUCAGAUGAAAGCGACUAA
Messenger RNA from Haemonchus placei, 1335 nucleotides. NCBI's taxonomy places the organism in Eukaryota, Metazoa, Nematoda, Chromadorea, Rhabditida, Trichostrongylidae. The record is from the annotation of a GenBank genome assembly.